AUGCCGCUCGCCCCGACCGUUGUCGAGCAACCACCGCCCCCACUCCUGAGGGGCAACUCGGUCGUCUCGCUUUAUCAGUCUUGUCUCAAUCUCAUUGAGCGACUCUCGGGUGUGCCCGACUUUGAGGACUAUCUCAACCCCGACCUGCUGCUGAACACCCAGGCCGGCACCCCCUCUGGAUCCAGUCCCAACGACCCCGUUAACCAGCUCUGGGUGCUCUUUCGCCUCGGUUCCCCUCUCGCCUGCAUCUUCAAUGGUCUCCGUCCAAAGGAGCCGCUCAAAAUCAACAGCGCCGACACAAACCUCAGCAACAUCAAUGCCUGCAAGGCCUCGGUCUUCCGCUUCCUGGUUGCCUGCCGACAGGAGCUCCAGUUCAAAGAGGAUGACCUCUUCACCAUCUCGGAGCUUUAUCAGGAUGAUACCAAUGGAUUUGUCAAGGUGAUCAAAACGGUGAGCAUGGUCUUGGACCGCAUGGAGGACCAUGGAUUGCUUCGGGCUAGACGCACGGCCAAGCGCAACUCUGACCAGGCGAAACCAACCGACAACCGUGCCAAGGUUGUAAAUGAGAUCUUGGAGACAGAGCGGAGUUACGUCCAAGAUCUGGAGAACUUGCAGGCUUACAUGCGUGCGCUCCAGGCUGAUGGCACGGUUAUCUCGCCCGAAACCAUCCAUCUCAUCUUCGCCAACCUCAACGCCCUUGUCGACUUCCAGCGACGAUUCCUGAUUGCGAUUGAGACCAACGCCGCAUUCUCACCUCAGGAUCAGAAUUUUGGCCAAGUUUUUCUGCAGCACGAAGAGGCCUUUGCCGUUUACGAGCCCUUCUGUGCCAACUUUGCUGAGGCCAGCAAGCUGAUUCUCAGCGAGGCACCCAAACUCCAGAAAAUGGCCCAUUUGAUGGAGCCCAUUCACGGAAUCACCUCUCAGUUGAUCAAACCUAUUCAGCGUAUCUGCAAGUACCCACUCUUUAUGCAUGAACUCAUCAAGCUGACGGACCUAGAAUUCCCCCACUAUCGGGACCUGGUCCAAGGUCAGGCCUCUAUCAAACGUGUCGCCGACCGCAUCAAUGAGACAAACCGCAAGCAGGAUAACCACUUGAUUGCGCAGGCGCUGCAGCACAAGAUUGCCUGGAAGGAUGGUGAGCUCGUUUCAGACUUUGGCACGUUGCUCUUGCACGACAAACUCCUGAACCCCCGCAGCACCUCGGACAAGGAGUUAGAGGUUUAUUUGUUUGAAAAGAUCUUGGUCUGCUGUCAAGAAAUCGUCAGCAAAAAGAAGCAGACCAAGCCCCUGGCGAAGGGUGCAAAGCAAAAGCCCACGCUGCAUCUCAACGGUCGCAUCUACAUCAACAACAUCAAGUCGAUCUUGCCUGUUAAUGUCUCUGGAUCAUAUGUCCUCCAUGUUGUUUGGAAUGUGGCCGCAGAAGAGUUUGAACUGCGUUGUCGCAACGAGGAACAGCUCAAGAAGUGGCACAGCGUGCUGGAUAAGUUGGAGGAUGGUUACGACGAGCCUCGUGGAUACCGCAGCAAUUCGCUCCCAUUCGGUCUCGCCUCUCAACCAGCCAUGCUCGGAUCGCGUCCUAGGGCCAAGACCGAGGACGGUACCGUGCCGCCUGUUGCAUCCUGGAAUGCACGCACCGCUGGAUACAACGCUCACGUCUCUUCGAACGGUCGACCAUCCCCAGGCAUGUCCUUGCCCCCUUUGCCCCGCACAACUAGCAGCUCAGGCACAGCUAUGGGCGUCAUGUCUCCUGGAGACGCAGGUGUGCCACAGUUGAAGAUCAAGGUCAACUUCCAGGAGGAUGCGUACUUGAUCGUUGUGCCCAUUCAGAUUGGAUACAACGAGUUGGUGGAAAGGGUGGAGAAGAAGAUCCGUCUCUGUGGAUGCCGCCGGUCAGAUUCGCAGCCCUUGCGUCUCCGAUACAAGGAUGAGGACAAUGACUAUAUCAUCAUGAAGGACGACGACGACAUUUCUUUGGCGUUCGAGAGUUGCUACGCAGAAGGAGUAAUGAACUUGCAUGUCAGCUAA
Gamsiella multidivaricata is the source of this 2025-nucleotide messenger RNA. RefSeq lists its product as uncharacterized. Gene Ontology annotation, biological process: establishment of cell polarity; septin ring organization. The record is from RefSeq and is a predicted model, not a curated record. The transcript is spliced from 5 exons. NCBI's taxonomy places the organism in Eukaryota, Fungi, Mortierellomycota, Mortierellomycetes, Mortierellales, Mortierellaceae. Gene Ontology annotation, molecular function: guanyl-nucleotide exchange factor activity; protein binding. Bases 1 to 2025 code for a protein of 674 amino acids. Gene Ontology annotation, cellular component: mating projection tip; nucleus; cytoplasm.